Paramecium tetraurelia is the source of this 768-nucleotide messenger RNA. RefSeq lists its product as uncharacterized. NCBI's taxonomy places the organism in Eukaryota, Ciliophora, Oligohymenophorea, Peniculida, Parameciidae. The record is from RefSeq and is a predicted model, not a curated record. The transcript has 2 exons.
AUGCAAACAUUAAGUCAUUAUGAGGCUAUGGCUGAAGAAGUUAGAAAAAUCAUGUUGUAAGGAAAACCGAUUCCACCAGAUUAUUAAGAAGUAAUUGAAGAGUUCCUGCCAACAGAAGACAAAUACCCAUCGAGAAGAGUCAUUACUAUAUACGAAUAUCCAGACAGCAAUCCAGCAUUGUUUUUGGAGAACAAAAGGGGAUUUCGAUUGCAAUUCAUGUUUCUGUUCUUAUCGAACUAGUUAGCAGCUUAGUAUAGAUUUAAUUCCAACAAUAGAUUCUAUGAGGAAGUUAUGAACAAUGGACCACUCAAAUGGCAGAUUGCUAGAUUCUAUUUGGAAGUGGCCGACAACGUGGUCUUCAUUAAGACAAGAGGUCAGAGGGCUCAGAAUAUGUUACAGAGGGUUCAACAUGCCAUAUAGACUCAACCUUUGUGCGUGUUCCAUUACAAUAUGAAAAUGAGAACUCUUUUGCACAUUUUGGAGUAGGGCAAUUGGUGUAUCCGAAUAGUGUGGGGUCCUGCUGUUGAUGUUCCUUUGCAUGGAGGAGAUGCAGAGAAGGUUGAGAAUGUGAUUGCAAAGGCAGAACCAAAACUAGAAAUACAAAAGAAGGAAGAGACUGAAUCAGAGGUUACUAAGAAGAUUUAGAUAAAUGAGGAGGAGAUCAGGAACAAGACAUCCUUAUACAUCAAAUCUAUUGAAUAUUACAGUAGAUUAGCAUAGUAGACAGUGCAGAAGUUGAGAGAUGAGAAUCAAAAGAGGAAGGCAUGA